This is a messenger RNA of Menidia menidia (Atlantic silverside), 4811 nucleotides long. The record is from the annotation of a GenBank genome assembly. NCBI's taxonomy places the organism in Eukaryota, Metazoa, Chordata, Actinopteri, Atheriniformes, Atherinopsidae.
AUUAUAAAACUUCCUUCCACAAGGAAUUUGCAAAUGACCAAUGGAAAAUACAUCACCUUUGAAAACUUUUUCUAAUCCUUGACCAUUAAAUGUAUCUACAUUCAUUUCCUGUCCCAAUGAGUUCACAUAAGUAUUGUUUGGUAAAUCUUUGUCUAUUCACAAUUGUCAGGGUUUUCUUCAAGCAGUGGCAAGAACCCAGACACCAGGUUUAUAAACUCUUUAUACUGUGAAAUAUUGAGAGAUCUGCCUGGUGGUGAUAGGCAUUAUGUGAACUCUUUGCAAAAGAAAGUGAAUGCAACAUUCAAUAUGUAACAUUCCAGCCAUUCAUUUAACUGUAAACUGUAUGAACCAUAGCUUGAACAUUCACUCAGUUUCUGUAUAAUUGAGAAAGCGAACAGUGAGCAUCAUAGCACAACCUUUUUUUUUGUUAUCAAGCAUGUGUAUGGCCUAAUGUGUGUUUAUACAAACAACAUAGUUAUCCCUUUAAUGAUUGCGUUUUUGUGAGAAUAAUAUUGCAACUCUAUUCAAAAGUAAAAGAAUUCAGACAUAACUUCUGCCUACACAAUAUCCAUUACCCAGACGUUGCUCUCUAGAAUGGAAUUGAACUCACUGCGGAAAUCAGGAAAACUAUCAUAGCUGUCAGACAGUUCUAGGAGCAUCCCACAUGUGUGUCCAAUUGGCCUUCUUGUGAAGCUGGUCUGAACUGUAAACUCAACCUCAAUUAUUCCAGAUAACAAUAAAUCAGAGCCAGUGCAGAACCUCAAAAAUCUUCCUAGCUUUUCCUCGUUAAGCUCCCUGACGUAUCUUUUCAGGUGCUGUGCCACUUCUGCCUGCUUGGAUGUCAUCUCUGUAGGAAAGUUUAAUAUUCCUACUACUCUCUUUGGGGUGGGUUUGAAAUCAUUAUACAUUUUGGUCAGUUCGCCAGAUUUUAGAUGAAUCAGUGGCUGUGUGACCUCCCUCCAGCAGUCGAUGACAAACAUUGAUUUCUGCACAAGUUCCUUGUGAGAUAUUUCAGCCAAGAUGUCUGGAAGAGUAGCAGCAGUGACUCUCUUCCUACAUUCAUAUCUGUCAAGCACUUCAAGAAGGUCAUCAUCAUCAACAGUGUCAAAAUGAUCUAAUGCAUGCUUGAGGACAUCUUGUUCUUGUGUGCUCACAUACAUCAGAAAGCUUCUUGUCAGAUCACUGUGUACCUCCCCAUAAAACAUCUCCUCAAGGAAAGGAGGGGCAAGUUUAAUUGGCAAAUACUGGCAAUCUUGAAAUCCUUUCAGAAGAAUUCUCCCGACUGCUUUCCAAGUGGCAGCACAGAAAUCAUGUCUAAGAAAGGGCACUUUGAAAGUUGUUCCAAGCGUACAACGUUCGUAAAACUCUGCCCAGAAGCUACUGUAGACAUCUCUGAUUACACCAGAACCACUACCCCUCUCUACUGAGUUGUCAGGAAGAAGACGUCUGACUUUCAGUGUUUUGUUCAAGAUUUCAGGGUCAGAAAAGGCCUCUAUCAUUUCAUUGAAGCUGUUUGAGUAGUGCAAGACCAAAACUGUUUCAGGCAAAAGAUUAAGAGGACUUUGAGGUAACUCAAGAGGUUCAUAGAUCAAUGUGUCACUGAGGGAGUCAUCAUUCCCUGCUUGUGCACCAAAAGUGAUUUCAGGGUCAGCGUCAUCCUCAAUAACAUAAUUCUUGCCACUGUAAAAAGUUAUGGGAUCACUGAUGACAACUGUUCUUGUUUCUUGACUUGAGCUUGCAGAGCAUUCUCUCGUUACUGUAGAAUCUGUGAGGACUUCUUCAGAAACAAUAAACACAUCUGGAAUGGAGACAUGAACCUCAUCUGUUAAAUCCUGCCAACAAUGUCUGUCCACCAAUGGUUCAUCAAGGGCCUCGUUAUCUGGUACAUCAGGCUGAGGAACACAUUUGACACAGGUGUGGUUGUUAUCAUCAGACUCUUCACUUAACUCUGAUUUUAGUUGAGUUGAUAUAUAGAAGCGCAGAAGUGGGAGUUUAACUGUGUUGUAUAACAUUUCAACUGUGACAUCCUUGGGAAAAGGAUUUUGCUUGAAAUCCCAAACAUCAAAUUCAAAAUCACAUUCGUGACCUUUGCUGGAUUCUGGAAAGAAUAAGGACUUUCCUUGUUUUAGUAUCUCAUCACAUCCUGCCUGAAUGUUUAUAGGAAUCUUCCUUGUGCCCCCACCUUGCUUUGCUCUGACUUGUUUUGUUAUUUUGCCAUCAGUGUGAACCCAUCCUAUUUCAAUAUUUCCUCUUGCUGUUUUUGCUCUAGCUUUUUUGGUUUUGUUGGAGGUUCCUGGCUCCUCCUCUCCAGUUUGGUUUUCCUUUCUAAGCUUGAGCUUCUCCCUUAGCUUUUCAAAAAGUCCCUGCUUCCGUUUUGCUGAAUGUGUUUGACGCUUGCAAAAGUUGAACAAAGCAAUCCUGUCUCCAUAUGAUGGAAGAUAGUUUGCUAGCUGGGCAUCUUCCAUUAGCAAGAUGACCUCUCUGUCAAUCUUUUGCUCUUGAAUCCAACUGAUUGUUUCUUCAGAUGUACCUCGACCUCUCAGGAAAGUCACAAUUUCUGACAGAUUCUCUGCCAUUAUGGAUCUUUUUUCAUCUGAACGGCUCCGGUGUUCCCCUGCCUAGUUGGAAUGAAACCGUGAGAGAAAAGUCUCCGUAAAACGCAGGCGGAGUGGGCCCUCUUCGUUAUCCACUGCUCUCUGGCCGGACCAUAGUCGGCCUGCUGCCACGUCAGUCGCUCCGUCACCGGCAACAACAUCCAACAUGGCGACGUCUAUCCGGGAGAAGCAGACAGCUGCCUUAAAGCGCAUGCUGAACUUCAACACUCCUCCUCUGAAGAACGCAGCGGCGGAGCCAGUAUGGAAGGUUCUGGUGUAUGACCGGUUCGGUCAGGACAUCAUAUCCCCUCUGCUGUCGGUGAAAGAACUGCGAGACAUGGGCAUCACCCUGCACCUGCUCCUUCACUCAGACAGAGACCCCAUUCCAGAUGUUCCAGCCAUAUACUUCCUCAUGCCCACGGAGGAAAACAUCGACAGGAUUUGUCAGGACUUGAGGAACCAGCUCUAUGAGUCUUAUUACUUCAACUUCAUCUCUGCCAUCAGCAGAAGUAAACUGGAGGACAUCGCCAGCGCUGCUCUUGCUGCCAAUGCCGUCAGCCAAGUCACCAAGGUUUUUGACCAGUACCUGAACUUCAUCACCCUGGAAGAUGACAUGUUCAUCCUCUGCCACCAAAACAAAGAGCUCAUCUCUUACCACGCCAUCAACAGAGCAGACAUCCAGGACACGGACAUGGAAACCAUCAUGGACACCAUUGUGGACAGUCUCUUUUGCUUCUUUGUUACUCUGGGUGCUGUGCCAAUAAUCCGCUGUCCUCGGGGAAACGCAGCAGAGAUGGUUGCUGUGAAGCUGGAUAAGAAGCUCCGGGAGAACCUUCGUGAUGCCAGGAACAGUCUAUUUACUGGAGAUGGUAUGGCUGCUGGACAGUUCAGUUUCCAGCGGCCCCUGUUUGUGCUGGCCGAUCGUAAUAUGGACAUGGCCACACCCCUUCACCAUACCUGGACCUAUCAAGCGCUAAUCCACGAUGUCCUGGACUUCCACCUAAACAGGGUGAUGAUGGAGGAGGGCGGGGCCACAGACGCAUCAUCUGCUGGUGCCAGACCAAAGAAAAAAAUCAAGAAGAUGUACGAUCUCACUGCAGCUGACAGGUUCUGGCAGAAGCACAAGGGCAGUCCAUUUCCAGAAGUGGCAGAGUCAGUUCAGGAGGAGUUGGACACGUACAGAGCCCAGGAGGAUGAGGUCAAACGUCUGAAGAGUAUCAUGGGUUUAGAAGGGGAGGAUGAAGGAGCUAUCAGCAUGCUGUCUGACAACACAGCCAAGCUCACCUCUGCUGUCAGCUCUCUACCAGAGCUUCUUGAAAAGAAAAGAUUGAUUGAUCUUCACACCAAUGUUGCCACUGCAGUGCUUGAUCACAUCAAGAGUCGUAAACUUGACGUUUACUUUGAAUAUGAAGAGAAGCUGAUGAGCAAAUCAACCUUAGACAAAUCGCUGCUGGACAUCAUCAGUGACCCAGAUGCUGGGACGCCAGAAGACAAAAUGAGACUUUUCCUCAUCUACUACAUCACUGCUCAGCAGCCUCCUUCAGAGUUUGACUUGGACCAAUACAAAAAGGCUCUGUUGGACACAGGCUGUGACCUUUCACCCCUCACCUACAUCAAACAGUGGAAGGCUUUUACCAAAAUGGCUGCCACCCCAGCCAACUAUGGAAAUAGUGGAGUCAAGCCCAUGGGGCUGUUUUCUAGAGUCAUGAAUACGGGUUCCCAGUUUGUCAUGGAGGGUGUGAAGAACCUUGUACUCAAACAGCAUAACCUUCCGGUCACUCGGAUCCUGGAUAACCUGAUGGAGAUGAAGUCCCAUCCUGAAACAGAUGACUAUCGGUACUUUGACCCAAAAAUGCUGCGAGGCAGUGAGAGCUCCAUUCCCAGGAACAAGAACCCAUUUCAAGAGGCCAUUGUGUUUGUUGUUGGAGGAGGAAAUUACAUUGAGUACCAGAACCUGGUGGACUAUGCCAAGGGGAGGAGGGUUGUUUACGGCUGCAGUGAACUCUUCAAUGCUUCUCAGUUUAUCAAACAGCUCUCGCAACUCGGCCAAAAGUGACAUGGGCAGCAGCCGUACGUGGAUCUCUCUCUCUCUCCGCUGAUCUCUUCAUUCUAACUUGUUUUAUAUCAGUUGUCUUCUGUUAAAGGACUAAAACAAUGUCUGUCUUUGCAAAAUCUGUUCCAUUCACAUUCAAAUAAAGCUUAACAAUUUCUAAUCAA